Messenger RNA from Sus scrofa (pig), 1921 nucleotides. It is a transcript of the gene TMEM53, whose product is annotated as transmembrane protein 53. Lineage: Eukaryota; Metazoa; Chordata; Mammalia; Artiodactyla; Suidae. The record is from RefSeq and is a predicted model, not a curated record.
CGCUGUUGCUAUGGCCGAGCUAGCCGGUUGCAGCGAGAGGCUCUGAAAGAGACUCGGUGGUUGCUAGGGCGGGAGGUCACAGAGCGCAGCUCAGGGAUUGGGCAGCGUCGAGGGAGGUGGGUGGUGAUUGGGCGGCGCCCAGGAGGCGCCCUGGUGAGGCGCGGACUUGCGAGCGUGAGUUCCGGCGAGAGGCCCGAGCUGAGGGCCCGCGGCUUCACGAUGGCCUCGGCCCAGCUGGACUACACCAUCGAGAUCCCGGAUCAGUCCUGCCGGAGCCAGGAGGAUAGCCCCAACCAAGGCGGGAAGGAGGCAGGGACUCGACAGCCUUUGGUGAUUCUCUUGGGCUGGGGUGGCUGCACUGACAAGAACCUGGCCAAGUACAGCGCCAUCUACCACAAAAGGGGCUGCAUCGUGAUCCGAUACACAGCCCCUUGGCACAUGGUCUUCUUCUCCGAGUCCCUGGGCAUCCCUUCCCUUCGUGUCUUGGCCCAGAAGCUGCUGGAGCUGCUCUUUGAUUAUGAGGUCGAGAAGGAGCCCCUGCUCUUCCACGUCUUCAGCAACGCCGGCGUCAUGCUGUACCGGCACGUGCUGGAGCUCCUGCAGACCCAGCGGCGCUUCUGCCACCUGCGGGUGGUGGGCACCAUCUUCGACAGCGGUCCAGGUGACAGCAACCUGCUGGGGGCUCUGCGGGCCCUGGCAGCCGUCCUGGGGCACCGGCCCGCCGCGCUGCGCCUCCUGCUCCUCGCGGCCUUCGCCCUGGUGGCCGUCCUGGUCCACGGCCUGCUGGCCCCGCUCACGGCCCUCUUCCACACCCACUUCUACGACAGGCUGCUCAACGCAGCCUCUCGCUGGCCCGAGCUCUACCUCUACUCAAGGGCCGAUGAGGUGGUCCUGGCCAGGGAUGUGGAGCGCAUGGUGGAGGCACGCCUGGCACACCGGGUCCUGGUGCGCUCCGUGGACUUCGUGUCGUCCGCACACGUCAGCCACCUCCGCGACUACCCCACCUACUACACCAGCCUGUGCGUCAACUUCAUGCGCAGCUGUGUCCACGGCUGAGGUCGCUGCCCCACCCGCCUCACCCCCGCUCCGGAAAUGAAGGCCCGACGUCCCCCCCCCACGGCCCGCCUCCGAGGGCGGGGCCGCUUCCGGUUCAACUCCCGGCGGCCCUCUGGGACCCCUCUGUGGUCCAGUAGACAGCUCCGCUGGGCCUCUGUGCCUGCUUAUCCCAGGAUCCCAGGGGCAGGAGCGCCUGGGCAGGUCUCUGCGGGAGCCACGCAAUGCUUGUGUUUGGGUAAGUGCAACAGCCAGGAUGCUGAUUGCUGUGGCAUUCGGGCUGUAAAGAGGUACCAAAGCCAGGGGCUGGGGCUGGGGCUCAGCCCCAGCAUCGAUUCCUUGAAUGGAAGGUGAGCUGUGCAGGGAGGUGCCAGAGGGUAGGGUCAGGCUGGGCCGGGGGCCGUGAUCUCUGCUGAGGCCCGGGAAGGGCAAAGCCCCACAGUGUGGAGCGCCGGCCCCAUGGAUCCCACUUGGCAGUUCACACAAAGAGGCUUCUCGUUGCCAGGGAGUCCAAGGGGGAAGCCACACGGGAAGCUGAGGCAGGUGGACUGUCCGGCUCUGCCAUGCUUUGCCAGGAAGCCGCCGGAUCCAGGAACGUUGCGAGAUGUGUGUGUAGUGGGCCGACGGAUUGGGAGCAGGAGGAUAGCAGCGCCACAGGGGAACUAGGACCAGCCGGGUCAGGAGCCCUAAAGACCAGAACCAGAACCAUUGGCCUGAAACAAACCUUUGUGUCCUUGAGGGAGGCCCAUUUGGAUCCUCUGUAGGCAGGAGGCGGCUUCAGCCUGAAGAGUUGUGUAUCACCUGUCAUUCUAUCACUGCUGCACAGUGCUAGCCAUAGUAGGCAUUCAAUAAAUAUUUGUUGAUUGAG